Messenger RNA from Echinostoma caproni, 387 nucleotides. The record is from the annotation of a GenBank genome assembly. NCBI's taxonomy places the organism in Eukaryota, Metazoa, Platyhelminthes, Trematoda, Plagiorchiida, Echinostomatidae.
AUGAAAGUGUGGCGGUUAAAAGACGCCGUACUGAAGGCAAUUCGCAGUGGUGGGUGCACACUUUGUGGGUAUACUGUCGGAAGAAAUCUGGACGCUCGAUUGGCCAUUAUCAUUCCUUGGCAGCUUGACCUGUCCUUACCAAUGCAAUCUCCUUCAAAACGAUGGGGUGCAGCCACUCGAGACCCGACAACGGGUUUGGUUUCAGAGCUGGCAUCUUUAAACUCCAAGGAUGGUAUUUCGGCUGUUGUACGCGUGUGGCGACAAAGCUACGCGUAUAAACGCUUCGGCAUAGUGGUCGAUCCGAAUGCCAAGGACUCCUCAGACAUCGGUCGUAUGCUUGGUUUCAUCUCGGAACCAGCAUUACGCAGCACCUUGUACCUGUUGUAG